Molecule: messenger RNA, 1441 nt
Organism: Neofelis nebulosa (Clouded leopard)
Lineage: Eukaryota; Metazoa; Chordata; Mammalia; Carnivora; Felidae
Gene: CAPG
Product: capping actin protein, gelsolin like
Exons: 10
Coding region: 222-1328 (368 amino acids)
Biological process (GO): barbed-end actin filament capping; actin polymerization or depolymerization; actin filament severing
Cellular component (GO): actin cytoskeleton; cytoplasm
Molecular function (GO): phosphatidylinositol-4,5-bisphosphate binding; actin filament binding
Source: RefSeq, a predicted model, not a curated record
UGGAAAGACUUGUUGCCGUUUCUAGAGUUGACACUCACCCUUCUACCCUCUCUUGGGGAGAGGGGUAGGGGCAGUUUCAUUUUAUAACUAGGGGCAAAUGGACUGUGAGGUGAAGGGACCUGUAGCGAUCAACAGAGUCAGUGUCUGAGGAGGGCAGAGAGAUCACCGGGGGACUGCUGUCGCUCUGACAGUUGUCAAGCAUUGCCUUAAAAGUACGCAUCAUGGUGACACCUCGCCCCGCAGGUCCCCCAGGGUGUCCUCAAAGAACCGGAAACAGCAUGUAUACGCACCUCCCCCAGAGCGGCUCUCCGUUCCCAGCCUCGGUGCAGGAUCCUGGCCUGCACGUAUGGCGGGUGGAGAAGCUGAAGCCAGUGCUGGUGGCACGUGAGAAUCAGGGCAUCUUCUUCUCGGGGGACUCCUACCUAGUGCUGCACAACGGCCCGGAGGAGCUCUCCCACCUGCACCUGUGGAUAGGCCAGCAGUCAUCCCGGGAUGAGCAGGGGGCCUGUGCCGUGUUAGCUGUGCAUCUCAACACCCUGCUCGGGGAGCGACCCGUGCAGCACCGAGAGGUGCAGGGCAACGAGUCCGACCUCUUCAUGAGCUACUUCCCGCGUGGCCUCAAGUACCAGGAAGGUGGAGUGGAGUCAGCAUUUCACAAGACCUCUCCGGGGGCCACUCCAGCUGCCAUCAAGAAACUGUACCAGGUGAAGGGGAAGAAGAACAUCCGUGCCACCGAGCGGCCGCUGAGCUGGGACAGCUUCAACACCGGGGACUGCUUCAUCCUGGACUUGGGCCAGAACAUCUUCGCCUGGUGUGGUGGAAAAUCCAACAUCCUGGAGCGCAAUAAGGCACGAGACCUUGCCCUGGCCAUUAGGGACAGUGAACGACAGGGCAAGGCCCAGGUGGAGAUUGUCACUGAUGGGGAAGAGCCUGCUGAGAUGAUCCAGGUCCUGGGUCCCAAGCCUGCUCUGAAGGAGGGGAACCCUGAGGAAGACCUGACAGCUGACCGGACAAACGCCCAGGCCGCGGCUCUGUAUAAGGUCUCCGACGCCACUGGACAGAUGAACCUGACCAAGGUGGCCGACUCCAGUCCCUUUGCCCUCGAGCUGCUGCUGUCUGAUGACUGCUUCGUGCUGGACAAUGGGCUCUGUGGCAAGAUCUACAUUUGGAAGGGGCGAAAAGCUAACGAGAAGGAGCGGCAGGCAGCUCUCCAGGUGGCGGAGGACUUCAUCUCUCGCAUGCGCUAUGCCCCCAACACUCAGGUGGAGAUUCUGCCCCAGGGCCGCGAGAGUCCCAUCUUCAAGCAAUUCUUCAAGGACUGGAAAUGAGAGUGGGCAUCUCCCUGCCCCUGGCCUCCUACCCGCUUUCUCCUGCUCUGGCUGCCUGGUCAGUGCUGAGGUGCCCGUGAGGACGUUCAAUAAAGGAGACAAGUGCCUCCCCA